This is a messenger RNA of Canariomyces notabilis, 2980 nucleotides long. RefSeq lists its product as uncharacterized. The transcript has a single exon. Lineage: Eukaryota; Fungi; Ascomycota; Sordariomycetes; Sordariales; Chaetomiaceae. The record is from RefSeq and is a predicted model, not a curated record. The coding region runs from base 398 to 2605 and encodes 735 amino acids.
UGAACCGUCCUGCUUCACACUCUCUGUACAUAACUACAUACAUACGGCGAAUGCCCCCUUUAUGCGCACACUUAACGACCUGGUCCUGCCAUCUUCUUGGGGCCCCCGUGGAACCAACGGAACCGUUUGGCAACCACUCACUGGUGUCUGCCUGUUGUGAGCGGGUGUUCGCGUAUAAGCCCGGAUAGCGCGGCCGAGCCAACCAACGGUUAAUAAGUUAUAUGUGCGACACCAAAGCGGGUCUCUUGACACGCGUGUUUGAAACGCAACAGAGAAGGAUCAAGCACGCCGUCCGGACCCAACUGUGCAAUAACGGGAGGCCACCUAUAUCGCCUGUGCAUAGGUACAUACCUUGCAUAUUGUACUGUACAUUAAUCAGCCGGAGAAACGGGAGGAGAUGAUGGAAACAGCGACCCUACAGCCCCCCAAAUCCGGGCGCUCUCGUUUUUCGAAAGCGCUCCCAGCUCCUCCUUCCUUGCCAGCCUUUGACUUUGAGUCGACAGAAGGUGUGAAAUCGCAGUUGGACCUGCCGCAGCUCCCUCAGGUCCCUCAAAUUUCGCAGAAGGGACUCCCCAUUCUCCAGUCCGAUACUCGACUGGGCCCUCUUCCACCGCCCAAGCAAUCGUCCGACCGGGUAGGCGACGGAGAAUCCGCCAUGGCCACGGCAGCCAAGCCCCUGAACUCUCCUCUUCCGCCGUUGCCCUCCAAGUUCGCCGCGCCACCGCCUAUGAGCAUUCCUCGACGACGGCCUGUCCCUUCUUCUGCUUCUGUCCCGGUCCCGACACCAUCGCCCGCUCCGGCCCCGGCUCCUGCUUCUGCUCCGGCUCCCAUCUCUAUCCCAACCCUAGCGCCUCCCGAGGGCACACCCUCUCCUGGCGGUUCUUUCUCCAGCCUCCUUUCUGCCUACUCCAACCACAGCGCCGAUUCCACGCCCCAGUCGUCGACGAACUCGACAAACGACAUUGUCAGCCCCAAGGAGUAUACUGUCUUAUUUUCGACCCUCGAUGCCCAGAACGACAACGGGAAGUACAAAGCCUACACGCCGCCGGCACUAUCCGACCAAAGUCACAAUGCGCAAGAGCACGACGCCAACGCAACGCAAACGCUCGAGGCGCACAGCGAAGAGUUGCCACCUCCACCGCCUUUAAAAGACCCCCAACGCGGGUUCGGGAGGCCCCAGACGCCCACCGGCCUGCGAACCCAAACUCCGCUACCACCACCACCUGUGCAAACAGCUUCUCCAGUAGGAAACGCAUCUCCGCAAGAGCAGUUGUGGCGGAGAAGAUCACUAAAGGCCGACAAGAACAUUGCUGUUCCAGAGCUCAAACUCGUUUCAAGCCACGGCUCCACUGCUGCAUCAGCCCAGGACUUGUCGCAAAGAGACCUCGGUGCCCCGCCGCCACAGUCGACCACACCACCGCCGGGCCAACCCCAAGCAUCCGUGCCGAACCCACCCACCGAGGCUCCACCACGAGGUGCCAAUACCGGAUUGCCAGGACGGAAUAUCCGCCCCGUGGUUUCUAGCGAGCAGCCAGCUUCGCGGAGCGAACCCCCGAGUAUGGGGCAAGCGGCUUCCUGUAUCAAAGAGAGGUUUGAAAGUCGGAAGCAUGUUGUUGGAGGCGACGCUACUGCAAGUGGACGAGAAGCACAGGCACUCGACGCAUCAGCGACGUCGAAUGCUGCAGCCUCUUUGCCCGUCGUUUCCCCGCUCUCUCCUCCGCGACUUCCAUCGCCGGAGAACGGUACAAACGACGUCAAACGCCCGGGACCAGACACAGUCGUAUCCCCUCUCUCUCCAGCAGCAUUGUCGGAAAUGCCUGCCGAUUCUGUGUCGGCCGUGGCCAACAAUACUGCCGGCGCUCCUCAAGCUCAAAUACGUCACGCACAGAGCAGCCCUGCUCUGGCCCAAGGGCCGACUAACCCAGGACUGGCCGUGCGGGCCCCGAUAGGCCUCCCAACAUCUCCGGCGCCGAAUCGGGAACGGGGCGGAGACGUGGCAGCGGCUCCGGUGCGGGCCUCUCCCAAGGGAAGUAAUGAUGUGCAGGCCGUUUAUGCGGGUACCCGUCGAGGGUCGGCAGGGACUGCCGAGAUGCAAAGCCUGAAUUGGGAUCCCAAGCCGAUAUCCGAGACAGGGUCCAUCGAGACGGUAAAGCCGAUGUUCCGACGGCCUGAUAUCUUUGUCCCGAUCGAGGAGCUUCCCUUGAAAGAGCCCGACCCCAACCAACCCGACACGACGGAUAAUCCCGGCGCGGCGCGGUUCCCAAGGAAUUGGUACACGCCUCUGCCACCCGAUCAGAUCUUGGAUGCUCGACCGCUCGAGGAGAAGCACUUUAGGUGCCUCACCAACCACAGGUACAUGACGCGAAGCAGACAGAGAACGAAUCCGAUCGCAUGCAGGACGUGCGGGCACAAGGAUCGCUACGCCGAAUGCUUCAUCUGCAGUGCCUGUCACCUCAACGUUUGCCCGGGCUGCAAUGAGCUGCUGCGGAGGUCCAAGGGUGACCUGGGCCGAGUGUUGGGGCAGAUCAAGGAGAAGCAGGCCGCUGGGCCAGCUAGGCCCCAUGCAGCCGACGAGUCGGCGACUGCUUCUAUCCUUGAGGAGUAAAUCAUAUCGACUGAUUUUAUUCUCACCUUUUAUUCGUUUUGUUACCUUGUAUUUUCUUGGGCAUUUUGGCGUUCCGGGGAUUUCCGACGUUUAAACGGGUUGAAGACGGGGCUACUUCUAAGAUCGGGUUAGAAGAUGAACGGGCGUGGUAAUGUGUACACGGAUGAUGUACGUGAAGCGGUUGGUCACAUACACUAGAGAGAUACGAUACCAUUUGCAUAGGGGACAGGGAGGCUUAUCAUUUCAAUGCCCGGGGCACCGCUGGAGGGAUCGCAGUGUAUAUAAAGAAGUUACAGGUUGGGGCUUCUCAGGAGAUCUGAGAGAGCUCCAAGAGAGCCACUAGAGAAUUGGCAAAUGGAUUGAAACGUUCAAAAC